This is a messenger RNA of Callithrix jacchus (white-tufted-ear marmoset), 4231 nucleotides long. It is a transcript of the gene MMAB, whose product is annotated as metabolism of cobalamin associated B. The record is from RefSeq and is a predicted model, not a curated record. NCBI's taxonomy places the organism in Eukaryota, Metazoa, Chordata, Mammalia, Primates, Cebidae. Gene Ontology annotation, molecular function: corrinoid adenosyltransferase activity.
AAAUUGACAGCUGAGCGGUGGCGCGGCCGGCUGUGGGUGGAGUCACCCCGGGGCCUGGACGGGAACCUGGCGGGGUCAGGUCUGUCAAGCAGCCUGGAUCAUGGUUGUGUGGUGCCUGGGGAGCCGUCUUGGCCUGCGUAGGUGCCUCGGCGCUGCCAGGCUCCUGCAUCCCCGUUUCCAGAGCCGCGGCCCUCAGGACGUGGAAGACGGGGACAGGCCCCAGUCUUCCUCGAGGACACCCAGGAUCCCCAAGAUUUACACUAAAACAGGAGACAAAGGGUUUUCUAGCACCUUCACGGGAGAAAGGAGACCCAAAGAUGACCAGGUGUUUGAAGCCGUGGGAACUACAGAUGAAUUAAGUUCAGCUAUUGGGUUUGCUCUGGAAUUAGUCACAGAAAAGGGCCACACGUUUGCUGAAGAGCUUCAGAAAAUCCAGUGCCUGUUGCAGGACGUCGGCUCUGCCCUGGCGACACCCCGCUCCUCAGCCCGGGAGGCUCACUUAAAGUACACCACGUUUGAGGCGGGGCCCAUCGUGGAGCUGGAGCAGUGGAUUGACAACUACACCAGCCAGCUCCCACCACUCACGGCCUUCAUUCUGCCUUCAGGAGGCAAGAUCAGCUCGGCGCUGCACUUCUGCCGGGCAGUGUGCCGCAGAGCUGAGAGACGUGUGGUGCCUCUUGUCCAGAUGGGAGAGACCGAUGCGAAUGUAGCCAAGUUCUUAAACAGACUCAGUGACUAUCUCUUCACGCUGGCCAGAUAUGCAGCCAUGAAGGAGGGCAAUCAAGAGAAAAUAUACAAGAAAAAUGACCCAUCGGCUGAGUCUGAGGCACUCUGAAAUCAAAAAUGAGCUUGGAGGACCCCUCCAUGGUGAUGGCCUUGGAGAAGGGAGCUUGCCCUUCUGGGUUCCUGGUUCCUGAAGAGCUCACCCAGAGUGCCUGAGAGCAGCCUUGUGUCUCGGCUCAGCUUUGCCCCACACCUCCUGCCACCUUCCCUUUGGGGAUUCUGUCCCUGACUCUACUUCCCCAAGCUCUCCUGGGUCUUGGAGGGAAGUGGGCAUGAAUCAGCAUUGCAGGAAAGACAGGUAAAGUGCUGCAAUGAGAAGGAGCUGUGUGGAGGAAUAACAGUGGGAAAGGCUGGAGCCGUGUGUGUGUGUGUGUGUGUGUGUGUGUGUGUGUGUGUGUGAGAGAGAGAGAGAGAGAGAGAGAGAGAGAGAGAGAGAGAGAGAGAGAGAGAGCCCUCCCACUGCCAGCUCAGAUUGUUCAUGGAUUUGGAAUGGGACCAGAGGCCCUUGAAAAUGUAAUUGUGAUUUACCUGUGCCAAAGGGGCUUUAAAUGUCACAUUUAUAAAGGGGAAGGCGGACAGCAUUUGGAAGCUUUGUCACCUCUGAGCCACCCAUCACCAACAAAGUGUGGGGGAGGGACAGCUGCAGAUUGGCAAAUGAGGCUCAGAAACUCCUGGCUUAGAUUGAAGUGUGUGUGGCGGGGGUGCAGCUUAGGGGACCCCCUCUGAAAGGGAUGGACUAGGUGAGAACAGCAAUACUGCUUAAAGGUGAACUUCCCUGGCUUAGAUUGAAGUGUGUGUGGCGGGGGUGCAGCUUAGGGGACCCCCUCUGAAAGGGAUGGACUCCGGUGAGAACAGCAAUACUGCUUAAAGGUGAACUUCCCUGUCUGGUUGGACUGAGUCGAGGGUCUGCGGUGCAGUGUCUUCAGCCUGAGAAAAUGAGGUUGUCAGUUUCCAGCGAGGCUGACAUCCACCAGGCUGAUUUCUCCAAUGUUGCACUUGGCUGGCUUACGCCUCUGCGAUCCGUGCCAUGGCUGUAUUUAUUUCAGUUGUCACCAUUGCUCCCUCCCGCUAUGAAACGACACUGCUAGUGCCAGCAGUGUCCUUGGGAAAGGCGAUAUUUAUGAAGGGCAGAGAGGCAGCCCCAAGAACCUAAAGACUGCAGGCUGCUAAUUGCAGGAAAUGACUUCGGAAGGGCAGGCUCUUGUCAAGUGUCAGGGCUGAAAUGCCUGGCAAACUCCAUUCAGUGUCACAUAUUGGCUGAGUGCCUGCUCAUCCUUGGUCACCGAGCGGGGCUUGGGAAGGCUGGUCACUCUGGCCAUCUUUCUUGCCAGUAAGUCAGCAAACAUUACAUUCAGUCAUGUGCAUAUUUUUGCCUUUAUUCUUACCAUCUUGCCUGCAAAGUUUGCAGGAGGGCCAGGGACAUUCGUGUCUUCUGGAUCCUUUCGUUGCUGGCAGGCUGCAGUGGCCCUCUUGAGCCUUGGGCAGGGUGGGUGAGGUGUAGAUGACCAGGAGUGUGUGAAUGUCUUCCAGGAGGGGGCUUUGUGCCUUCCUGCCCCCAUAGUCACUACCAGGUAUGUUACUGAGUAGGUGCUCAGUAUUUGCACACAGAAUUGAAAAUGGACUUUGGGAGGCCAAGGCAGGCAGAUCACCUGAGAUCAGUAAUUUGAGACCAGCCUGGCCAACAUGGCAAAACCCCAGCUCUACUAAAAAUACAAAAAAAAAAAAAAAUUAGCUGGGUGUGGUGGCGGGCACCUGCAAUCCCAGCUACUCUGGAAGCUGAGGCGGGAGAAUCACUUGAACCCAGGAGGCAGAGGCUGCAGUGAGCUGAAAUAAAGAUACUGCACUCCAGCCUGGGUAACAGAGUGACACUUUGUCUCAAAAAAACAAAAAAUGGGAAAGGCCUGAGUUUGCAAUCACUAAGGCUCGGUCAGGGAGUAUGUUUAAAGAGCUCACAGCGAAUCACUCAAUUCUGUCCACACCUCAAAAUUUUCCUGGAAUAUAUGUUUAAUAAAACACCAGCCCUGCAUGCCUAGCCAUGGCAAAGCACAGCCUCCAAAGGAUAAGAAAAGCUCUUUGAGUAAAUGCAGCAUCCUAAAGUGAUGACCUUCGAAACAAGGCCAUUCGCCUGCUGCCAAGUCCUGUCCUUCCAGGAUCAGCUGUCACAGGCCGGAUGUUAACAGUCACGUUCUCAGACCCCUGCCUCUGCAUCUAUCUCCCGGUUCACCAGCAAACACUUCCGUGAGAAACCACCCAGGUGCAGGAGGGACGCUACUGCUCGGCAGGUGUUUCUCUCCUGUGCUAUCAACCUGGGGAAAAUGGAGAAAACCUGCUCUGGGGGUUGGGAGGGUGGGGUGUUUGGAGCAGCUGCUCCUCUGCAGUGCCUUUCAAAAGCCCUAUCAAGAGCCUGAGGCAAAAGGAAAGCUGCGUAUCCUGUACACUGAGCAAAUAUCCUCCCAUAUUUUGAACCGGGUGGGAAGUUAAUAAAAGCCUGCAAUCAAGAAACACGGCUGCGAAGCCCCACUGCCCCAGCAUUUGCACAUCAUGGCAGCCCUCAGAAAUGAUCAAUCCCAUUGCACGGGAACAUGGGCUUUCGAAACAAACAGCAGCCUGUUUUUAUUUAAAGUCGUGAUCCCUUGCUUAUCACAGGUUCUUCCAAAAUCAAAUUAUGAUUGAGUCAAAUCAAACUGGAAAAUACUGCAAAUAUUGUUCAGUCACCAAGUUUGUGGGCACUCCCUUACAUUUUGCACCCAUGAAAAUGCCUCCUCCACCUCCCCCUCCUCCAGACCAGGCUCCCUGGAGUGGGGUGUUUAGUGUAUUUCCAGAGUGCUGGCAGUUGGCUCUUCCGUCAGAAGCCCACGGUAACAGUGACACCAGCCUGCACUGUGAAAGGGCUUGCUAUGUGCAGUGCCCUGAGCCAAGCGUUCCACAGACACGAUCUCAUUUGAACCCCGUAGCAGCCCUGGAAGGAGGCAUUAGAUGUGCCCCACUUUGCAGGUGGGGAACCGAGUUGUCCUGGGGAGUCGGUGCCAAGAUAUGGGCCCAGGACGCGACCUUGUGACUCCUGGCCCCGUGCUCCUCGGCUCCCACCCCACUGCUGCUUGACAGUCAUUUUAAUCACUACCUGGGCUGCGGCGAACAAUGCCAGGCUCUGAUAGAUCCUGCUGUCUCAUUUCUCAACCUAGUUUCCCUUAACUGAUAUUUCAUGGCUAUUGUUAAUGUGCAUUUUUCACGGAGUAAUUUCCACAGCCCGAACUUGUAACACAUCCCAAUGACAAACGUCCGUGGUUCCGAAGCCCCCAUCAGUGGCAAUGUCACCCUCGCUGCUGCCUUGACGCCUUCCGACAGCCCAUUCAGUUUUAUGAUCGCCCCGUCCCCGUGAUCACUACUGAACCUUUAAGAAUCCAGACGCAUUUCAAGUUUAAUUGAAUAAAAUUCUUUGUAUAAUAAA